Messenger RNA from Myripristis murdjan (pinecone soldierfish), 2155 nucleotides. It is a transcript of the gene qtgal, whose product is annotated as queuosine-tRNA galactosyltransferase. NCBI's taxonomy places the organism in Eukaryota, Metazoa, Chordata, Actinopteri, Holocentriformes, Holocentridae. The record is from RefSeq and is a predicted model, not a curated record. The transcript is spliced from 12 exons. Bases 324 to 1487 code for a protein of 387 amino acids.
GCUGCUCUCCCGCAAGGCAAGUUUGGACCCACGUUUUCCUGAAUAAAAUCGUAACUUAAAUAUGUUUUAGCACCAAAUAUCUGGAUUAUUUGCCUUUUCAACUUACAGAGCGAUACAGCUCAAAGUAACUGUCCACAACAUCAGUGAUUACUGACGUUUUACUCACGUGCAGACCAUGUGGAUCUCGCUCGACAUUACGCCAAGGGUUUUAUUUGUACACUCGUUCAUUUAAUCACUUAGGGCCUUAUAUACUUCAUCAGAUUAAGCAGCAAUGUGGAGAUAAGUCAGGUCCUGUGUAUGCUAAAGACUGCCUCGUUGCUCAGAUGAGUAGCGGGACGUCCGAGCGUGGGGAGGAGGGGGAAGAGGUCGAUGUUAUCCCGUCGAAGCGGCUCCGCAUGGGACACUGUGGCGCAGAGACCCCGAGAGCAGCGGAGGGGACAGAGGGGGCUGCAGUGGACGUGUCCAUAGUCAUGCCCGUGCACAAUGCAUCCUGCUGGCUGGAUGAGUGCUUGCAAGCCAUCACACACCAGGACUUCAGUGGAUCCAUGGAGCUGUCAGUCUAUGAUGAUGCCAGCACUGAUGAUUCCAUGAAGGUGGUGGAAGGCUGGAGGGAGAGGCUGGAGGCGAGGGCCAUUUCUGUGGUGAUUUCUGGUCAUAACUCUGCCCAGCCAAGAGGAGUGGGUUAUGCAAAGAAUAAGGCCAUAUCACAGAGUUGUGGACAAUACCUUUGCUUUCAGGAUGCGGAUGAUGUGAUGUUGCCUGAGAGGAUUCGCCUGCAGUACGAGACCGCUGUCCUCCACCCAAACUCUCUGAUUGGCUGUAGAGUUCGGAGGAUUCCGGAGGGAUCUACUGAGCGUUACACUCGCUGGAUCAACACAACCACUCAGGACCAGCUCAUCACCCAGGUGUACACCUCUCAUGGGCCCACGGUGGUCAUGCCGACAUGGUUCUGCUCCAGAAACUGGUUCCACGGUGUUGGCCCGUUCGAUGAGGGAGGCAAGGGCGUCCCGGAGGACCUGCUCUUCUUCUACCAGAGUCUUCGUCAGGGAGGGGGCGUGGCCAGGGUUGACCACUGCCUGGUGGUCUACCGCUACCACGAAAAGGCCGCCACACACUCUGUGCUGGAGGAGACCAUUUGGAACCUGCGUGUGGGCUUCCUGCAGGAGAGAGUUCUCAGCCAAUGGGAGAGCUUCACCAUAUGGAACGCUGGGAAACAGGGGCGGAAGCUGUACCGAAGCUUGACUCCGGCCAAUCAGAAGAAGGUCAAGGCAUUCUGCGAUGUGGAUGAGAACAAGAUCCAGAAAGGCUUUUACACAUAUGAGGAAUCCAAGGAAAGACCAAAGCCAAAGAUCCCGGUUGUUCACUACAAAGACGCCUCUGCUCCCUUCAUCAUCUGUGUUAAACUGGACAUGACAGGAGGCGUGCUGGAGGAAAACCUUGUCUCUUUGCAGCUGAAAGAAGGAACAGACUACUACCAUUUCAGCUGAGGUGACUGCUGGGACGGAUGCAGGAGGAGCGCUGCAGCUUUAACAGGCAGAGGAAUGCAGAGGAGUGGAUCACUUACACACACACACACACACACACACAUAUACACACACACACUAGCCAAGUGAUGGGUGGAUGAUAAAAGAACAACGCCCUGCAGUAGGUUGAAGGACAAUACCUAGAGGGGCGAGAGGAGAAGCUGGCAGUAUACUUUUACAACUAUAAAGCCCCGACACACUUGGAAUUUGAAAUUUGUCAGACAAGCCUUCCAAGUAAAUCACUGAUUUACAAGGCAAAAUAGAAGUAGGAGCUGUUUUCCAACUGAAAAAGGCUCCAAGGUAUAUCCCUGCCCCGAUUUCCUCUUGCAUUACACCUGAACCUCACUACUGAUAUUGCAGAGAUCUCCAAAACUGGAAUAGGGUGGGUCGAGCCACUAGAGGAAACCAUAAACUAACCCAUUAGAGAAAAGACAACAAUGGGAAAUAUAUGAAGACUAGAGAUGGGAUAAAGAAAGAAGUGGAGGAAUGCUAAUGUGAUCUCACUGUUUUUUCAGUUACUGUGGUCAAAAUUUGAGUGAAAAAUGUACUUGAAGGAAAACAGCUGUUUAUCAUGUAACGUGACACAAAUGUUGCCAAUGUUGACCAUUGGAUAAAUAAAAUGUUAUUCUGUU